Messenger RNA from Strongyloides ratti, 852 nucleotides. RefSeq lists its product as hypothetical. The transcript has 2 exons. Bases 1 to 852 code for a protein of 283 amino acids. NCBI's taxonomy places the organism in Eukaryota, Metazoa, Nematoda, Chromadorea, Rhabditida, Strongyloididae. The record is from RefSeq and is a predicted model, not a curated record.
AUGUCAAGUAAUCUUACUGAUUUUAGUAGAAUCGAAUAUCAAGAAAUAUUAACUAUUCCAAUAGUAUUAAUAAGAAGAGGCAGUAAAACUUUUGUUGAACUUAAAAAUUCUAUAUAUCAUUCUAAAAUAAAAAUGAAAGUUGAACCAAUUAACGAAGUUGAAAAAGAAAAAAAAAAUUAUAUAUUAUCAAAUAAUAAUAAUUUUCCUACAUCAUAUAAUAUCAAAAAAAAUCCAUCUACUUAUGAUAUAACUUUUUUAUCAACAUCUCCAGAAUAUUAUCCAUCACAAUGUUGUGAAUCAUUACAUGCAUCAAAUGCUGUAUACUUAUCUACUAUUCUUCAAUUAUUCUUUUUUGUAUGUAUUGGUAUACUUUAUUAUAUGUUGGAGCAACAAAAUUAUGUUUCAGCAAUUGCUGUAUUUAGACCUGCUUUAAUUUUUUUUGGUAUUGUUAAUCUAAUUGGUAUUUUUUGUGCUUUGAUUGGUGUUUUUCGUGAGCAAAAUAUUUUUUUACAAGUUCAAAUAACUAUUCUUACUGGUCUUAUAACAUUUGCUGAUGUCAUUGCAUUAUCUUUAAUUUUUAUUAUGGCUAUAGGUUCACGUUCUAAAACAACAUCAUCAAUACCUGGAAAAUUAGUUAAUGUUGAUAAAUUUGAAGUUUUAUUAGGUCCAUUUUGGAUAUAUAUAUGUGCAAUAUCUCUUCAUAUGUGUGCUGCUGCUAUGAUGUGUUUUAAUGGUGUUAAUAAGAAAUUUUCUAUUUAUCUUCAAGAUAAAAUUAGAUAUCAAAAAUUGAAUCAUCAAGGUACUGAAAAUAUUCAAGUGUUAAAAAUUAUACCAACAGAUGAGAGAGUAUGA